Messenger RNA from Astrephomene gubernaculifera, 1763 nucleotides. Lineage: Eukaryota; Viridiplantae; Chlorophyta; Chlorophyceae; Chlamydomonadales; Astrephomenaceae. The record is from the annotation of a GenBank genome assembly.
CGGGUGAGGGGGAGAGCUGAGGAGGGAGAGCACAGGACAGGCAUUGCGUAGUCAAAGAUGAGUGUCUUGCACCUAUGUUGUAGGAAGCAAAGGAGUCGGGUGUUUUUCGUCUGGUUUGCUCGUCAGCAGCUGUGGCAGCCGUACAGCGUGUGUUGAGGAGGUCGGAGGGGCUCAGCGGCCCUCAGGACUGUGCUGUGCCGGGGUGACGGGGAGUAGUAGCGAGGGGAGUGGAGAGAGAUAUGAGCUUGAGGGAGAGAUGAUGACGGAGGUAGAUUGCAACACGGCCAUAGCGUGCUGCUGGUGGCCUUGGCGGGAUUCAACUUCGUCUUCGUGUUGAAAGUAGGUGGUCAUUGAGGAUGGACAGUACUAGAUUGCUAGAACGCAUAUAGCAUGGGCACGUGGCCCACAAACGAUAUAAAUCUGGCUUGUCUAAGCUGGAUGUUUAGGGGUAUGUUGUGGGUGCGGCUAAUUGCGCAAUAGCCCAGGGGCCGAGUUUCGUGUUGCUGGGCCAUGGGGGGUAAGUGUUUAGGCUUUAGGAUUGGGCCCCAAUCAUCAUGACUGUACCAUGUAUGUGACCUUUUGUCUUGGUGGACACAAAGCAAGGCAAUUGUGUAGAUGUAGUCGCCGCUGGGUCAUACAUCCCGCUCGCUUGCCGAUGACACGCUGGUGCAGACUUACUUGCUACGCAGAUCUAGACAUCUAUUCUGCAUAUGAGUAAAGAAAGUAUUGGACUUGACAGCCCCUCCCUAGGAUGUUCGCAUGUUUGCACACUUUGCAAGUCGCUUGCAUGUUGCCUCCGAAGCCAAAAUCAGUUUUUUCGCACACAGUCCAGAGUCCACACACCCUGAUUCCUUCAGCAAACGUUCACACAGCAGCAACCAAUACUACUGACACUACCAUUGCACUGGUCUCGCCUCGGUCGAAAAGAAGCGUUGUAGGCCAUGUACGCUCUUCACGUUCCAGCUUCGAUGACUUGUAGCCGAUGCAUACCUUUUCGCGCACAGCGGCUUGUGGGAUUGCACCAAGUCCGGGGGCCUCAACGCUGCCCGGGACCAGUCAGAAAAGCACUGCCAGACCAGGGAGAAGACAUAUCCGAGGCCCUAAAGGCGGAUCUGGAGCGGUUGAGGGCCAAGUCGGGGGCUGCGGGGCCCUCAGUACCCGGCAGCAGCAGCAAUGGCUUUAACAAUGCCAGUGGCCCCUCCCAACAGGCGCCGCAGCAGCCCUCAGAUCCGUUGUCAGGCGUCAAAGACGCUGUGGAUAAGGUGAGUCCACGGCGAGUCCACCCCAUAGCUAAAUUGCUCAGGCAUGGUUGGGGGUGGGGCAUGACUGGUAAGUGGGGAGACCGUACCUGAUCAGCUGUGUUAACGAAACCGGACAAGCUUUUUGAAGUGGCGCGCUGAACUGCCCCGCCCCCUAAUUACUACCUAGCUGCCUACCGCGGCCCUACUCGGCCCUCCCUGUACUACUCAUCCUGGCCUGCCCUGCAGCCGACCCAACCACUCUACGACCCCCCCCUCCCCACCCUUCCCUUCCCUUACCUACCCCGCCCCCCGCAUCCCUUCCUCCCUCCCUCCGGCUCUGCCCUCUUCGCCCUGCAGCUGCUCAUAGCCGACUUCUUCCUGGUCCUCUUUAUCCUAGCCUGGCUGGCCGCCGGGGUGGCGCAGGCGGGUCUGUCGGGCGGCUCCUCCUCACCGCUGCUGGACGCCUGGUACCCGCUGUGGCCACUGCUGUGGCAGCCGGCACUGGGGGUGCUGAUGGCGGGG